Messenger RNA from Candidozyma duobushaemuli, 384 nucleotides. RefSeq lists its product as uncharacterized. Bases 1 to 384 code for a protein of 127 amino acids. The record is from RefSeq and is a predicted model, not a curated record. Gene Ontology annotation, cellular component: mitochondrial crista junction; MICOS complex. The transcript has a single exon. Gene Ontology annotation, biological process: cristae formation. NCBI's taxonomy places the organism in Eukaryota, Fungi, Ascomycota, Pichiomycetes, Serinales, Metschnikowiaceae.
AUGGGAGGAAGAAUCAUCGGCUUUUUGGCCGGCGUGACCGUCUCAGGAAUUGCAUGGACCAUAGCUGAGCCGCUCAUGACGAUGCCGUUGAUGUUCGUUUCUAACGGCCUUCAAGACGCCAAGGACCAGAUCGACAACAGAAUUCUUUCAGACAAGGGUAUCGAGAAGAACCCACAGCCGCCCAACAGAAGAGUGACGCAAUUGACGAGGCCUUCGUUCCUGGAAACUUGCAAAGACUACUGGAAUGAGGAGUUGAUCAAGGGCGUCAACUGGGUCUACUCGAUCAACUGGUACCAGUGGGGGCUUGAUGCUGACCGCAGAUUGAACAAGUUGACGGACAAGUUGACCAAGAGCAUCGCCGAUGCGGGCAAAGAGGGCAAGUGA